AUGGUUGCAUAUCACUCCCACCAGCUAUCUUAUAUGCUUCCUCUACUGCUCAUCAGUUGUUUGUAUCUGACAUCGACUAAUCACGUUGCAAAUGGAGCUCGCAGUCUUGUAGAGAAAGAGCAAUUCCCAUGUAAUCCAACAAAAUCAACUUCACAUCCUCGGGAAAAAGAGAAAUUUAAAAUUCCAUAUACUCCCAUAAAACCAGAGCAUCCAAAGGAUACGUUUCAUAAACCGGAGCAUCCAAAGGAUUCAUUUUAUAAGCCAGAGCAUCCAAAAGAUAGCUUCUAUAAACCAGAGCACCCAAAGGAUAAGUUUCAUAAACCAGAGCAUCCAAAGGAUUCAUUUCAUAAGCCUGAUCAUCCAAAGGAUACGUUCUACAAGCCGAAAUUCCCAUCUCCACAACCUCAUAUUGAGAAACCGAAAAUUCCGUACACUCCAAAACCAGAACAUCCAAAUGAUGGCUAUUAUCAACCUGAAUUACCACCUCCACAACCUCAGGAACAACCGGAAUCGCCACCUUUGCCUACUGCUGAAAUGUCAAAGCUACCACCCUUCCCAAAGAUUGUAGUUCUUCCUGUACCGAAGCCUAUCGAGUUCCCACCACUGCCUAAAAUUGAAAUUCCUCGUCUACCGGAGUUGCCACCACUGCCUGAAGUUAAAAUUCCUCCUCUACCCAAGUUGCCACCAUGGCCUAAGAUUGAGUUACCUCCUCUGCCCGAGCUGCCACCAUUGCCUAAGAUUGAGUUUCCUCCUUUGCCAAAACCCAAGUUUCCAAAGCCUGAAAUGCCAACUUCGCCACCAAAACCCAAAUGUCCUCCUGAAUUGCCGAAACCUAAACUACCACCAUUUCCCAAGUUUGAAGAACCAAAAUGGUCUUCCCAUCCUGUGUAG
Messenger RNA from Papaver somniferum (opium poppy), 891 nucleotides. Its product is annotated as protein PELPK1-like. Lineage: Eukaryota; Viridiplantae; Streptophyta; Magnoliopsida; Ranunculales; Papaveraceae. The transcript has a single exon. The record is from RefSeq and is a predicted model, not a curated record. The coding region runs from base 1 to 891 and encodes 296 amino acids.